GCCGACUACUGGGGCCUGGGCGAGAGCGCGCUGGCCACGUGCUGCCGUGCGCCCUACCUGGAGCGGCGCGUGACGCGUCCGCGCGCCUGGGACGAGGACAGCGACACCCCGAGCAGCGUGGACCCGAGCCCAGACGACAUCUCCGACGUGCAGCGCGAGCUGGCGAGCUACAACGCGGCCUACAACGCGGCGCCCUGUGGCCGUCUGCGCCGCCGCCUUUGGCUCACUAUGGAGAACCCCGGCUACUCGCUGCCCAGCAAGCUCUUCAGCUGCGUCUCCAUAGGCGUGGUGCUCGCCUCCAUCGCUGCCAUGUGCAUCCACAGCCUGCCCGAGUACCAGGCCCGAGAGGCGGCGGCCGCCGUGGCUGCGGUGGCCGCAGGCCGCAGCGCCGAAGAUGUGCGCGAUGACCCGGUGCUGCGACGCCUGGAGUACUUCUGCAUCGCCUGGUUCAGCUUCGAGGUGUCGUCGCGCCUUCUGCUGGCGCCCAGCACACGCAAUUUCUUCUGCCACCCUCUCAACCUCAUCGACAUCGUGUCUGUGCUGCCCUUCUAUCUCACGCUGCUGGCCGGCAUGGCGUUGGGUGACAGAGGCGGCGGGGGCGGCGAGGAGAUCGGCGACCUGAGCAAGGUGGUGCAGGUGUUCCGCCUUAUGCGCAUUUUCCGCGUGCUCAAGUUGGCCCGCCACUCCACAGGGCUGCGCUCGCUGGGCGCCACACUCAAGCACAGCUACCGUGAGGUGGGCAUCUUACUGCUGUACCUGGCCGUAGGUGUGUCAGUGUUCUCCGGUGUGGCCUACACAGCUGAGAAAGAGGAGGACGUGGGCUUUGACACCAUCCCGGCCUGCUGGUGGUGGGGCACAGUGAGCAUGACUACCGUGGGCUACGGGGAUGUGGUGCCCGUGACUGUGACUGGCAAGCUGGCAGCCUCAGGCUGCAUUCUAGGGGGCAUCCUGGUGGUAGCGCUCCCCAUCACCAUCAUCUUCAACAAGUUCUCCCACUUCUACCGGCGCCAGAAGGCUCUGGAGGCAGCCGUGCGCAACAGUGACCACCGGGAGUUUGAGGACUUGCUGAGCAGCGUUGAUGGGGUGUCGGAGGUGUCUCUGGAGACAUCCCGAGAGACCUCUCAGGAGGGACGGCUUGCAGACCUGGAGACCCAGGCCCCCAAGGAGUCUCCAAACUCUCAUAUUUAUUAA
Messenger RNA from Galeopterus variegatus (Sunda flying lemur), 1191 nucleotides. RefSeq names its product potassium voltage-gated channel, delayed-rectifier, subfamily S, member 1 (gene KCNS1). The record is from RefSeq and is a predicted model, not a curated record. Gene Ontology annotation, biological process: potassium ion transmembrane transport; regulation of delayed rectifier potassium channel activity. Gene Ontology annotation, molecular function: delayed rectifier potassium channel activity. Gene Ontology annotation, cellular component: voltage-gated potassium channel complex; membrane. The annotation marks the transcript as partial. NCBI's taxonomy places the organism in Eukaryota, Metazoa, Chordata, Mammalia, Dermoptera, Cynocephalidae. The transcript is spliced from 3 exons.